UUCCUGCUCAUAUUGAAUUCCCCCUACUUUUUUAAUAUUUUUUUUAGAUUUUCUUUCUCUACUCUCGACAAAUGCCCCCCUCUCUCCGUCCAUUUUCAUUUUUAUAUUCUUUUUCCUUGGGUCCAUUUUUCCUUUUUUUCCUAUUUGAGAGCAUUUCAUCGUCCAUUCCUUUUUACUCAUUUCCACCCUCCUUCCCGUCCACAAUUUUAUUUCAUUGCUGCCAGCUACCCCCCCUCCCCCUUACCCCAUUUUUACUCACACACACUUGCAGCUUUACAUUCCCUUUUUCAUUCUUUUUUUACUUUUAGCCGUCCAUUCCCUUUUUUCCAUUCGGCCAUUCAUCAGAAUGAGGCCAAUUUUUAUUUAAAAGUACAAGUUGUAAAGAGCG
Meloidogyne enterolobii is the source of this 388-nucleotide messenger RNA. The record is from the annotation of a GenBank genome assembly. Lineage: Eukaryota; Metazoa; Nematoda; Chromadorea; Rhabditida; Meloidogynidae.